UGCGUGGCCGCAGGGUCUUCCAAGAUAUCUCAGGUGGGGUCCCUGCCUUCCAGCAGCUUCUGUGGUGAGGAGAAGUGAUCACCACACAGAUGCUGCAGCAGAAGGGGGGGCUAGAUGCUACCUAUGGGAGAGGCCUGCGUCUCCAGGAGUCAAGCAUGGCUUCAUGCAAGACGGAGUUUUGCAGACUGAUUAUGAAGGGACCUAAGCUGAGAAGACUCAGGGCCAGGUGAGCAGGUCACAAAGGACGAAAAUCUUCUACUUGGCUGAACAAAAGAAAGGGUCAUUACCUUCCAGAGCUUCUUUCAACGGGGUAACGAACCGCUGGAACUCCAUCUCUUCCAUGGCCGAGAGCACAUCACUGGCAUUCAGGGUCUUGCGUUUCCCUUUCAUUGCGAAGUUGUUGGCACUGAAAGAAAAAGAUUAAAGGCCGUCAGGAAGCUGUCAGACCCCCUCUUGCCAAAUAAGGGGUGAAAAAGGGGCACCAGCGGUGCUAUGGAAAAGCCUAGGUCACAGAUGCAUGGAUUUUUGUGACAUGUUGAGUCCCUCCCUUCCCUGUACGAAAGGGUAGUUUUGUUUUAUUUUGCUUCAGACCUUGCAAGAACUGGAUGAGAGCUGUGAACCUUCCCCGCACUGAGAUAGGGCACAAUUGUUGGGGUUUGUGGACUCCAGGCCAGGGGGUCUCUUUGCGGCUGGCUCCCUGACGCCCCCGCCCCAACCAAGCUCUGGCUAGCUCAGUCCGCCUCACCAGGAAGUGGCGUACAACACGAAGACGCUAGCGGCGCGGGAGAUGGCGCUGCGAGCCUCCUUGGAGAUGUUGACACCGUCGGGGAGCUGUGAAAAAAGCGUGGCUAUGGACUUGCCAGACGAGAGCCAGUGGGAUGAAACAACCUGCAAAUUGGCUCUUUGUCAGCAUCCACAAUGCUGGGCCACGAUCCGCAGGAUUGAGAGGGGCCAUCCUCGAAUCCUGGCUCCCCCGUGCAAAACAGCGCUGAAUGAUGAAGACAAACUCCCAGUGCUCACCAUUGUAAACAUGGCAGAUUCCUGCAUCCAGGCCAAGGGACUUGCUCAUCGUCAUUUAUCAGGAUUCACCUUCACCAAACCUUCCUCUUCACUGUGUCCAGGUUCAAAGUUUGACUCCAAAUUCCAAGGCAGGCACUCAGCUUUUAUUGAUGGUGACGUAACUGCCUGUGGUUGGAGAGAGAGAGGCAUAGGCUCUGAGCUCAGUUUGCGGCAGCAGCUGGUUGUGAAGUGUGUGCGGUGCGCGGUGUCAGUGUGGGACUCAUUCCAGAAUAAACACACACACCUUAAGGAAUCGGGGAGACCCUACAUCCGUUUGCUUUCGGUGCUGAAUUUGAAUGAGACACAACUUCCCAGCCCUCAAGAUGUGAGAAAUAUGGUUGUAAUCUGGAUCCCAGAACAAUCAGAGACACAUGUGAGUCCAGCUGAGAAGAAACAUAUUCUUCCCAGCCAGAACCGGAUGAAGAGAAGAAUGAAAUCUACAGUGAAAGACCGUUUUCUCAAUGGAAAGCAGAAAACAGAAACACUGCUGGGACCUCCAGGGGUGGUUGUGCCUCCCCCCUCACCAGCACACUUUAUUGAGCAACUAAACGCGGAGUCCAUACCUUUCUGGAACCAAUUGGAUAUGUUACCUCAGGAUCUACUGAAGGACCUCUUGCCUGGUGAAGGGAAAACCAUGCCUUCCCUGGAGAUGAAGACACAAUUGGCCAUGAUGAAGAAGAAGGCUCCCCUGGAAAGGAGCCGACCCGACAGUGCCAUUUCUGCUCGGAUGUUCUUGUCCGUACACCGCCUCACCCUGCAGAGACCAGCAUUAAGAUAUCCUAAACAUUUGAAGAAUUUCUAUUACAACCCGAACACAGAAGGUCACAAGAAACAGCAGCAGUGGCAGCAGAAGCAGCAGCAGAGGAAGGUGAAAACCCCACCAAAGAGACAGGAGGAUAAGAAGAAAUCCAAGAGUGAUCUGGGGAGCCAGGACAUUUUGCAUAAACGUUUGGGUGCCGUGGUAUAUGGCCCACGCUAUGGUCAAAGAACUCUACUAAGUCGGAAAAGUGACAAAAAGCAGCCACAGCAGGUGAAGCCAGAAGGACCCACCUCGAUAAAGUGUUCCACAAGGAGGCCACGGAUGGAAUACUCUGAGAAUUAUCUGGAUUCCUUCCCCGAUAAGGAUGAAAGAGAGCACACAAGCAGGGGGAGCAGCAGAAGGAGAGGGAGAGAAUCCCAAGCCGACUCACUGCUGAGCUCUGAGCACGGGGCUCCAUCUCACGACCCUGAGAUCAUGACCUGAGCCAAAAUCAAGGGUCAGCCACUCAACAGACUGAGCCACCCAGGUGGCCCCCCGGACAUCUUUUUAUAAGAGAAAGUUAUCCCUCAUCAAUUAUUUGGUUCCAGUAAGUACAGUUUGUACAAGAAAGGCAGAUUAAAUGUUAACUGUUUUUUAACAUUGUCUCAAAACAGACCAAAUUAGAAAGCUGAAACUGCUGCCUACUCGUUUUCUCUCCCAAGCCAAAUCACAAUUAUGUGACAUCUUUUGUGUUACUAGACCGAACUAUACUUAGCUGAAUUUUAGUAGUGAGAAGAAUCUGAGAGGUGUCAUGUGGGCUGUUUUUCUGCAAAUAAUUAUUUCCCGAAUGUACAAUACCUUGUAGAAUGACUUGUGUGGGUUAACUUAAACAUUACACCUUUUUUCAACUCCUUGGUCUUCCCUCAGACCUGUCCACUCAGGCAAACCCGAUUUCCAGUGGUCAGUAGUGAGGCUGAGGAGGGGGCAUGGCUGAACUUUCAUUCGCUCAUUUUAUCUGAAGAUUCAGAGAAGAGAAAUUCUAACUAUUACCGAUUCAACUAUGCACUUUUAGUUAAGCAACUCUCAGAAAUUGGCACAUUCUUCUCAGUUUUGUUGAUAAGUACAAAGUUACCUUUUGAAUCAUGAUGUGUUUUGAAUGAGAAGAUGUUUGCUAUUUGAACACUGGCCUUUGCUUCUGUUUUCAAAGGGAGGAAAACCAUUUGUGGGCUGAAACCUGUUUCUCCUUUGAUCCUUCAAGUCACAAAUAGAAUUUAGGGCAAUAUAAUCUGCAGGCCACAUUACAGUCCACAAGGCAGUUUAUACCCACUAUUUUGGUUGGUUCUCUGGCCAACUCUAUAAGUAGAUGUGGACUGUCCCAUUUUAUAGAUUAGAAAACUGAGGCUCAGCAUCCAGGACUGAUGAUCACUCAUUUGGGGCCUUAGUGAAUUAGGAAAAAAAAAAAAAAGGCAUCCUUUAAGACACUUUAUUACCAUCUGUUGAAAAUUCUGUCAAUGAAUAUAUAAAUCUACAAUGAUUACAAUAUGAGUGACAUGCCUAGAGUUGGUCCACAACCUUCACCACAGGACCUGGUGGCCUUGCUGGAGAGAUUAAGUCAUUUGCCCGGAAUCAAAGGCCAGCAAGGGAAGGGGGCUGGGCUUAGAACCUGGGUCCUUGGUCCUGUCAUCCACUGAACUCUGAUGCUUCUCUGAUUCCCUCUCUUUAAUGCACGGCGGAGUCUGGGACAGCCUUCAUCAGAAAGGAAGGAUGAGAUCACGUAGGAAAGAACUGACUGAAGGGAAGGAGCCCUCAUGGACACUUUGCAUUAGCCUCCCAGUGUUCUGAGAGAAGAGGCGCCAGGUAACUGUUGCUAACUGCCAUUUCCUCACCAUCUGUGCCAUAGGCAUCAGGAGAACUAAGGCCCAACAGCCAGGGGGCUCUAGCUAGGGUUGCUUGGAGAGCUGCUUUAUGCAUUUAAGCAGACAAGAGGUCUUAAGACUUAGCUAGUUGGAAGAUUGUCCUAGGAUCCUUAUAAAAGGCUCUGGCUUCUUUUCUUCUUUUUCUCUCGUUCUUUGUGAUCCCUACUAGUGGUAGGCCACCGUGUUUGGGUCACCGUGUUUUCUGAGCACACUUCCUGAAGACACCUGACCCAGUUUGACCUGUGUGUGAAAGCAGAGUCAAUGACAGAGUCCUCAGUCUAUGUCCAGUCUCCUCCCUGUGGGGCCAGAUUCCUUUGUUUUGGUUUUAAUCCUGACAUCUGGGGCAACAGACUCUGUUCUUCGUUGUUUCUGGGAGGGAGUCAGGGUUUCAGCUGGGGUAGCAGUGACCCUUAAAAAAUAUCCGUUUAGUCAAAUGUGCCUAAAGGAAUUGUUUGCUAAAUUAAAGACAGAAAUACCUCUGGCUGUUAGAUAAGAAUGAUUAGAGGCCCUUGGGAAUCCAGGGGAAUCUGGGAAAGACUUUCUAAAUUGUCUUUUUCAGUUGCCAGAAGGUACCAGGGUAUGAAGUUAUUUUGUCCUUCUGUUUAUACAUUUGUUUAACAAACACCGAAUACCUAUUACGUGUUAGACAGUCGACCCCUAGAUUAUCUUGAUAGAGAAACAAAAAGUUCUGGGGAGAUGAAGAGUCAUUCCAGGGAAGAUAGCUAUACAUUUUUCUGGCUCACUUGGCAAAGUUGUUUGGGACCACUAGGUGGUGAUAUUCCAUUGUGAAAAUGAUACUCUUGCAAGACUGGAGGCCUCCGGUUCUUUACUGAGGCCAGGGUCGGCACAGCCAAAGAGAUUUCCUUGUUGAGUACGUAGAGAGAAAAACCCACAUUUCACCAGUGAGAUACAGGAUCCAAUUUAAGCGCCCUGAUGAAUGAAUUAGUCCUUGAACAAUUUAGAAUGUCAUUGGAAGAACUGUUUCAAGAGUGUGACAAAUUCUGGAACGUGCCCAGAGGCCUAGGAUUUGGGGAAAUCGGGAGCUAUCGAUGAUCCUGACAGUCAUCAGUUGGGCAGAGACGGGGAGGCAGCCUUUGAUAGGUAGAAAAAUGAAAAAUUAUCUGAGGGUCUUAUGCUGUUUUGUAUCUCCUAAAUUUAUCUUGAUCAAAUUUUGUCUGUUUAAAAAUUCAGGGAGGGUGAAAUCAAGAAAAUCAGAUUUUUUUUUUCUUUGAGUCUAUAUUACUUCUAAGGAUGGCCCUGUUUUGGAAGGGAUCUCCGCAAAUAAUUAAAACUCUCUCUUGGCCUCCGGAUCAAACCCAACCCCUUUUGCCUGUCUUACAAGCCUUGAGAGGUAGGUUUGUGGCCUGGCUGGGCCCUGCUUGUCUCCCCAGUACCAGUUCUCCCCACUUCUCCCUGGUGCUUUGUGCUCUAGCCAUGAUUUUUUUCUUUUGGUUCUAAUGAGUCAUGUCCUCUCUUUAGGCUUUAAAAAGAAAAAAAAAUUUUUUUCUGUACUUUUCUUUCAACCUGUACAAUUCUUUUCUUCCCCCUCUGCCUAUUUUCUACUCAUUCUGUAGAUCUCAGCUCAUAUGUUACUUAUUUGGGGAAGCUUUCUCUGACCACUGGCAGGGUAAGGUUCUCCUCUUUCACUUUUCCUCUCCGGGCCUCUGUGGAGCUCAUGGCUUGUCCGUCACCACCUUCCACAGCCAGACUGUGAGUUCUGUGAGUGGCAUCUGUCUUCACUGUGUACCUUCAGUACCUAGUCGAGUGCCUGACACAUUAUAAACGCUCACUAAUAUAUGCUGAAUGAGCGGAUGAAUAAAAAUCGUAUGUGACUCAUGUCUUUUCUCCAGGGUACAUAUAAUGUAGUAGUGAGAGCUAGUGGUACACAGAAGGAACUAUGGUGACAAGAAGAGAAAGGGGCACUUUGGAUGCUACCGUCUGAGACUAUUAGGUUUUGGCAAGUGGAGAUGUUUGUGGGGGUAGGUGGAGGGAAGUGAUGAGUGAUGCAGGUGAGAGAAGGUGGGGGGAUAAACAAGGAGUGUCGGGUUCCGGUCUGGAACGAGGGGAAGGUAGGGCUGGAGACAGCUUGUGUCCCUGUUGUUCAGGGCCUUGCACGCUGGGCUGGGGAGAGUGGGCUCUCUGUGAGAGCCAUCGGUGGCUCUUGUCUAAGGGGGUGAUAGGACUAAAGCAGUGCUUUAGAAAUUGUUCAUCUGGGGGCCUGUGGUGCAGUUGGUUGGACGUCCGACUCUUGGUUUCAGCUCAGGUCGUGAUCUCGGGGUCAUUGAGCCCCGUGUCAGGCUCCAUGCUCAGCACAGAGUCUGCUUCAGAUUCUCUCUCCCUCUCCCU
Messenger RNA from Ailuropoda melanoleuca (giant panda), 6060 nucleotides. It is a transcript of the gene C7H9orf43, whose product is annotated as chromosome 7 C9orf43 homolog. The record is from RefSeq and is a predicted model, not a curated record. The coding region runs from base 788 to 2302 and encodes 504 amino acids. NCBI's taxonomy places the organism in Eukaryota, Metazoa, Chordata, Mammalia, Carnivora, Ursidae. The transcript has 15 exons.